AUGGGAUCAGGAGUCCCCCGUGGUAUUCGCGCUGCCAGGAAGCUGCGCAACCGCAGAAGGCGUGAGAGGUGGGCCGACAAGGCAUACAAAAAGGCCAAUUUGGGUACUCGUUGGAAGUGCAAUCCUUUUAAGGGCAGCUCCCAUGCCAAGGGCAUUGUUGUAGAGAAAAUCGCCAUUGAAGCCAAACAGCCAAACUCUGCAUAUCGUAAGAGCGUACGUGUGCAACUGAUCAAAAACGGCAAGAAGAUUACAGCUUUCGUUCCGAGGGACGGUUGUCUGAACUUCAUUGACGAAAACGACGAAGUUCUGGUCUCCGGGUUCGGUCGUUCGGGACACUCAGUCGGUGAUCUCCCCGGUGUGCGUUUCAAGGUGGUCAAGGUCUCUGGUGUUUCCCUACUCGCCCUUUACAAGGAGAAGAAGGAGAAGCCGAGAUCGUAA
This is a messenger RNA of Theileria orientalis strain Shintoku, 438 nucleotides long. Its product is annotated as 40S ribosomal protein S23. The coding region runs from base 1 to 438 and encodes 145 amino acids. The record is from RefSeq and is a predicted model, not a curated record. Gene Ontology annotation, molecular function: structural constituent of ribosome. Lineage: Eukaryota; Apicomplexa; Aconoidasida; Piroplasmida; Theileriidae. Gene Ontology annotation, biological process: translation. Gene Ontology annotation, cellular component: cytosolic small ribosomal subunit; ribosome. The transcript is spliced from 3 exons.